UUUACAGUGGAAAAAGAGACGUUAGUUCUUAGGUUUAUUUUAUGUUUUUCUUCCAUUCAUUUGCCGGCCUAUUUCUCUCUCUCUCUCUUAACUGGAGUUCUUGUACAUCGUUCAAACAACCAACGGCAUAUCCCUCAUAUAUAUAUAUUAGCCAAAUUCCACCUUCUCCUUCACCAAAUCUCCUCUUCCUUUUUAGAUUUCAAGAUCCUUCAUAUCCCAUCUUCCAAUUUCAAAUUCUCACCACACUCACUUCUUCUUUUUCUCCAUUUUUGAAGUUAAAGUUCACUCCUUUAUCAUCAUCGCUAAAUGUUCCCUUGAACUCUUAUAUAAUCUAUGCCAAAUCUUAUGAUCUAACAAGAAAAUCCUAAUCAAGAUCAUACCCGGGCUUUCUUUUUCACUAAAAAAUAGGAAAAGAAAGCUAAUAUAUCUUGUAAUUCUCAGCCACUUGAAUUUGUUGCAAUCUCAACACAAUCUCCAAAACCCAUCUCAUAUAACUCUCUUUAUAUCUCUUAGAUCACGAAAUUACUUCAAUUUUAUCUCUCUUGAUCACUACACAGGCUCAUUUCUGUCUAGACCUUGAUAAAGUAACCCUUUUCUGUUCUUGGAAGGAAAAGUUUCCAUCUUCAAGUCAAAGAAAUGGUGGUGAAGAUGAUGAGGUGGCCACCAUGGCCACCUCUGUCAUCAAGAAAAUUUGAGGCCAAAGUGAUCAUUCACAAACUGCAAGGCCUGAAUUUGGUGCAAGAUGUAGAACAAAAUGAUGAUGAGAGCAAGAAGAGGUUUGUGGUUGAGAUGAAGUGGAAAGGUCAAAAGGGUAUUGCUUUAAGGAGGUCUGCAAAGAGGAAUUUUACUGAGGAAGGUGGGUUUUGUGGUGAUGGGGUUUUUGAAUGGAAUGAAGAGUUUAAAAGUGUUUGUAAUCUUUCUGGAAAUAAAGAUGGUGUUUUUCUUCCUUGGGAGAUUGCAUUCGCAGUUUUCAGUGGCAUGAAACAAGGGCCAAGGAAUAAGGUUAUUUUAGUUGGAACUGCUACAUUAAACCUCGCGGAAUAUGCUUCAACAGCCAAGGAGAGAGAAGCCAAAAUUGAUGUUCCUUUAACAGUUCACAAUGGCACUGUUGAGGGCACUCCCUUGCUUCAUUUGUCUCUCAAGUUGAUGGAAUUGAGAACUAUUCAAGAACCUCUACAAGCACCACAGAGAGUGAUAGAGACUGCCCCACCCUCACCCUCUUCUCUAGAAACUUUAUCACCAAGGAGAGAUGAGCUUUCUGUCCUUAAAGCAGGUCUGAGAAAAGUGAAAAGCUUCCAACUGACAAAAAAGGCUUGUCAUGAAGAGAACAAUUAUGAUAGGUGUUGUGUCAGAAGUGAAGAUGCCGAGGACAACUAUCCAUUUGAUACAGAUUCACUCGACAAUGAUGGGGAAUCAGAGGAGAGUAAUUGGGAUUCUAGUGCUCAGUUACCAUUCAAUUAUGAAACUUUGGGGCAUGCAAACAAGGCUGGAGGAUCAUUUUACUCUAAUGCCAUAACUAAUGCUGAAGAUGAGAGUUGGAUAUACUAUAAGCACCGUAAACAAGAUAUGGGAUCUCUGUAUGUUGAGUCCUCAACUGCAUCAGACCAUGAACAGUCUUUGAGACAGAGUUCAAUACGUGGAAUCUUAGCUUGGAGGAAAAGGAAACUAAGUUUUAUAUCUGCAAAGCCUAAAUCUAAAGGAGAGCCUCUCUUGAAAAAGGAUUGUGGAGAAGGUGGUGAUGACAUUGAUUUUGAUCGCAGGCAGCUUAGCUCCUCUGAUGAGUCCAGUUCUGGGUGGAAUAAAUUGGAAGAAGGUUCCAGUACUAGUAGAUCAUCAUUCUCUGAAUUUGGGGAUGACAAAUUUGCUGUCGGCAGCUGGGAGGCAAAAGAAGUAAUAAGCCGUGAUGGGCACAUGAAGCUCCAAGCGCAAGUAUUUUUUGCUUCAAUUGAUCAAAGGAGUGAGCGAGCUGCAGGAGAGAGUGCCUGUACAGCCCUGGUUGCUGUCAUUGCUAAUUGGUUGCAAUCUAACCAAUAUGAAGUGCCAAUCAAGUCUGAGUUUGACAGCUUGAUCAGAGUUGGAUCUUUAGAGUGGAGAAACUUGUGUGAGAAAGAGGACUAUAGACAACGAUUUCCCGACAAGCACUUUGAUCUUGAGACAAUUCUCCAAGCUAAAAUCCGUCCUCUUUCAGUAGUCCAAGAAAAGUCGUUUAUUGGAUUCUUUCAUCCAGAAGGCCUAGAAGAAGGGGAUUUUGACUUCCUUCAUGGUGCAAUGUCCUUUGACAGUAUUUGGCAGGAGAUUAAUCAUCAUGGGUUAGACUUGUCUAGUAAUUGUGAUCCUUUCAUCUACAUUGUAAGUUGGAAUGACCACUUCUUUGUCCUCAAGGUUGAGCAGGAUGCCUACUAUAUCAUUGACACAUUGGGUGAGAGGCUUUACGAGGGAUGUAAUCAAGCCUAUGUCCUAAAAUUUGACAAAGAUACAAUAAUCCGGAAACUACCAAUGGAAACUAAAGAAUCAGAUGAAAAAACUUCGGGCAACAAAGUGCAACCAAGCAGCUCCAAGGAAAAAACUCGGGCUGAAAGGAGGUCGCCAUCAAGUCCAAAUGAAUGCGAAAAGACUCUGAUGGAAGAAGAAAUUGUGUGCAAAGGAAAGGAGUCAUGCAAGGAGUAUAUUAAGAGCUUCUUGGCUGCAAUCCCUAUAAGGGAAUUGCGGGCUGAUAUGAAGAAGGGUUUGAUGGCAUCAACACCCCUUCAUCAUCGGCUUCAAAUUGAGUUCCACUACACCCAGCUGACACAACCUGUAGAUGAAAAUUCAUCAAGAGAUGUAACAAUUUGCUGAUGCACCAGCAUUGUAUUAGCUGUUAUCGCAUUGAAUACCUCCCUCCCAUAGAGUUGAGCUCCUACAAUUUUCUAUACCUGUGAUUAUUCUAACCCCAUCCCCUCUUGCAAUGUAUGUUGUUUAAGCAAUAAUUAUGCUGAUACUGCCAUUUAAUGAUUUGUUUUUAAGUCUCUUUGUAUAUUCCAUCUGUAGUUUUCGGACGAAGAAUGCAAGUAUCUACCUAUUCAUAUUUUCACA
Messenger RNA from Populus trichocarpa (black cottonwood), 3072 nucleotides. RefSeq lists its product as uncharacterized. Bases 637 to 2835 code for a protein of 732 amino acids. The record is from RefSeq and is a predicted model, not a curated record. NCBI's taxonomy places the organism in Eukaryota, Viridiplantae, Streptophyta, Magnoliopsida, Malpighiales, Salicaceae. The transcript has 4 exons.